AUGGCUGUCGGCGAGCUGAUUCGCCCGGCAUUGGGCCAGACUGCCGAACUCGGAGCCCUCUACGAUGCUCGUAACGACACCUUUCUCUCCCAUCCGCACUCGCAUACGCUGUUCAGACACGCUCCUCCUUCGGAUGCCGUGGCUAUUCGUCCUUGCCGCUUGACAGACGUCCGGAUCCUCGAGGUCCGCAACUUCAAGGAGAAGUGCGCCCAGCUCGGGGUCGAUGUCGAGCUUGGAGCCAGCAUUCUUGCCGGGCUCGUUCGCGUUGACGGAUGUGCUCAGUAUCUCGCUUCGCACAACGCUACCCACGGUGCUCAUGCCUCGUUGAGGUACAAUGUCACCACCAUUGAUGAGGUGCUCAACCUCGCCACCCCCGGAAUCAAAGACCAGUUCGCCUUCUCUACCCUCGACACCGACAUCGCUACCCAUGCCGUGAUCGGCGUUCGCUGGGGUGCCAACUACAUUGUUAGCCCCAAUGGCCUGGCAGACCCAGCGUGUAACAGGACAACAGGGGCCUUGGCUAUUCAAGAACUCGGCCAGCUACUGAGUCAUGCAACCCCUGGCUGUUUGGAUGAACCAGUCGGUACCCCUGAGGAACAACACGGCUUUGACUGGUCGGAGUUGUCGGUUUUUGGCGAUAUCCUACCAGAAGAUAUGCCAACUCUUGCCAACGCACCCGCUCAGACUGCUCGGGGCUUUAUCAACCGCCUUCGCCGACUGAUCUCUAGCACCAACGACGCAAAGGGGACACCGAUUCAGUACACCCUCAUGCCCCUGGCGCUUUUGGGCUACUUUCAACUUUUAGAUAUCAGAACCAACCUCACUGUCCACCCGUCGAACCCGGACAGUCUGGAGCGCUUCAUGCAACAUUUUGAUGACGCCCAAACCGCAAGCGCAACGCUUCACCGUUAUGUGUCUCGGUGUCGACGGUACCCAAACGUCGUACCUCUUGGUCACAUUCACAAUGUGGAAGGGCAACUCCGCACAUUCACUGCUGCCAACGCGGCGUUGCGGGUGAACCUUGCGAGAACCUUACGAGAAGUACGGUCCACGGGCGUUGACUCUGACCGUCUUCGGCAACUUCUCAGUGACUUCCACGCCCAGGAGGUCCCUCCAUUCCAAAUCCGCUCCCUGGCCGCGUUGACAACAAAGAUGGACUUUGCGAAAGCGAUCAUGGAAGAGGGAUCGCAAUACGUCGGGUUUCGGGACCGGAGCUUCGAUCAGAUGCUCGCGCGGAGCCCUCAUGACGAUGUCUACAUUUUGUAUUUCACCGAUGCUGUGCGGAGAACAUCGGAGGUUUGGGCGGACACUCGCAACCUGUUCUCCGAAUUGCUGAGGGAUGACAGGCCGAAAGCCGUCAUGGCGGUCGAUUGCGAUGCACUUGGCCACUCUCUGGAAAGGCCUUACAUUUGCCAUCUUCGUCAUCGCCGAGUGCUCAUCGAAGAUCUCCUUGAGCAUAGGAAGGUCUUAUCAGCCAACUGCAUCAUGCAACAAAACGCGGGAUCGCUCGACGCCACACUCACCAGCAAGCCUCCGCAACGCCGCGCCGUUCGAAUCCCAUGCCCCCACCCCCCCUGCGAGAGAACACUACGCUGCAAUUGGAUCUGCGCUGUUUGUCACUCGCUGGUUGAGUACGGCUACGUUGACGAACGGCUGUACUGCGACUGCGGUGCGACCCCGUUCGACCGCUGGACCUUCAAGUGUAAUGAUCCUACUCAUGGAUCGGCAUGGGCCAGUUAUGACGAGCAGGUACUCCACGGACACCUGAAGGACCUCGAGCCCUUUGAAGAUCUUAACAUCUUGAUUCUCGGAGAGACUGGUGUUGGGAAAUCGACCUGGAUCAACGCCUUUGUCAAUUACCUCACCUACGACUCUCUCGGUGACGCGAUUCAGGCUGGAGGAUUGGAGUGCCUGAUCCCCUGCUCGUUCAGCACGCAGCUGAAAGACCCAAACGAUCCGCAGGGCCGAUUCAUUCAGAAGGACAUCAAGAUCGGGAAGAGUCGGUUCGAAAAUGAUGGAGCGCGCGGUCAGUCCGCCACUCAGUGCACGGCGGUGUACGGUGUGACGAUCGGGAGAACCAGGGUCCGCCUCAUCGACACCCCCGGGAUUGGAGACACGAGAGGUCUCGAGCAAGAUAACCGGAACAUGGCCGACAUCCUGAAGGUUCUCCGCAGCUACGACAAACUCCACGGCAUCCUGGUCUUGCUGAAGCCGAACGCCGCCCGCCUGACCGUCAUGUUCAGAUUCUGUAUCAAACAACUUCUCACGCAACUGCACCGCAACGCGGCCAACAACAUUGUCUUUGGUUUCACCAACACGCGGGGUUCCAACUACACGCCAGGGGACACUUUCAAACCUCUAGAGGCACUUUUGAAGGAAUACACCCAAGUCCAGAUGGGACUGUUCGAACACAACGUGUAUUGCUUCGACUCAGAGAGCUUUCGGUAUCUUGCUGCACGCCAAAAAGGCGUUGACAUGGGCCUUCUGGAAGAUAAUAUGCGGAGUUGGGGCCGUUCGGUGUCAGAGUCGAAGCGGCUGUUGAAGCACUUCCGAGGUCUCACUCCACACCAGGUCCGAAGCACUAUCAAUCUCAACGAGACCCGUGACAUGAUCGUGAAGUUGACGGAGCCGAUGGCCCUGAUUGCUCAAAAGAUCCAGACCAGCAUUGCAGUCAACAACGACCAGGUCAGGACGCUGCACAAUGCAGAAUUGUCCCGCAGUGAGCUCGAGAAGAGCCUCUACAUUCAGCGGGAGACGGUUGAGUCGUACGAGGUGGGCGAGCCCCGCACGGUCUGCACGCAUGGAGACUGUGUUGAGGUCCGGAACGAUUUCGCUGGCCGCGACGAGACGGUGAUUGUUUACAAAACGAUGUGCCACAAGCCAUGCUAUCUCGGCAACAAAGUGAAGCGCAACCAGAAGGGGGACCCACAGCUCAAGCAAUGCGCCGCCAUAGAUGCCAACGGGUUCUGUUCUGGGUGCAGCCACAACUACAUGGAUCACAUGCACAUCUACUACGAUUAUCGGUCUCUGACUUACCGGCACGAAAACAAGGAUGUGAGCCGGGAGCUGAUCAAGCACGCCUCGGACAUCGAGCUCCAGCAGGAGGCGAUCCGGCUCAGGGAGACGGCCAUCGCGGAGUUCAGGCUUGAGCAUACGCAGGUUCAAGAAGCUGCCAUUCAGUUUGGUUUCUUUCUGAAGCGCCAUGCGAUUGAGCCCUACAACGAUGCCACGGUAGAAUACGUCGACCACCUCAUUCAACAAGAGAAACUCAAAAUCAAGAGUGGCGGGAAGAAAAAGGCGCUUAGCAUGCUUGAGAAAUACAAGGCCGAGCACCUACAGAAAGUGGCAGCUCUAACCCAAGCUAUGGCGCGCGGUGACACCGACCUGGUUCUCGACGACCAAGGGGCGCGUCAGCUCGUCGACAGUCUCUACGGUCUCCCGCACUUUGGCAAGGACCUGCAAAAGAUUGUCCAAGUCAAUGAGAUGGCAGCGGACGCAGUUUUUAGAGAGAAGUCCUGCAAUGUCUCAGCUGGUCGGCACUGGGACCGAAAACAACCGGCGCGUAGGAGGCAAGGGAGCGUCCAGGGCCAACCCGGCAAGCCGCCUUCACCGACGACACGGCAGAGCCCGAUGGCAACAAGCCAGUUUACAGCUCCCCAGGGCAAUGCGCGCCAUCCCAUAAACCAACCUGGGGGUGAUUUGGAUGGAUUUCUUCAAGGCGCGAAGACGAAGGUAAUGGGGUAUCUCGCAGCCUGGCGGUUCUGAAUCGAUGAUCUUGUUAACCCCCCCCCCCCGCCUUCUCUCACAAACUCUGCCUUUCCACGUUUCUUCUCGUCCGAAUUCCUUCUGUUUUUAAGAUCUCUUAAUAUCGAAAAGAUUUGGGGUUUUGUAUUGUAGCUAAGGGACUUUCCCCCUCUGCUUUGGAGGAUGUUGAGAUCUUUAAUAGUGUGCGGCCCUGUAUGCUGUUUGUGGGAUCAUGUGGAAAGAAUCGGCUCCCGCAGUAUUUUUGCCACCUUCACGGUAUCGCUUGUGUUGUGAAUUCGAGUCGUUCCCUGGCAUUGUUGGGUUUUAGUAGCGUACAGGUAUGGCACGCAAUUGAUUGUCUUCUUCCCAUCUUCGAA
Messenger RNA from Chaetomium fimeti, 4121 nucleotides. RefSeq lists its product as uncharacterized. The transcript has a single exon. Bases 1 to 3765 code for a protein of 1254 amino acids. NCBI's taxonomy places the organism in Eukaryota, Fungi, Ascomycota, Sordariomycetes, Sordariales, Chaetomiaceae. The record is from RefSeq and is a predicted model, not a curated record.